AUGUGGAAAAAGUUGUUGAUUGGGCUAUUUGCCGCGUCAGGGGUAGCCCAGUCCACCGACGGUCUUUACAAUCUUGUCAAGCGGAGGUUACCCAACCACAUUGACAACUUUCAAUUUAAUUUGGUUUCCAAUAUUACUGGGAAUGAUUAUGAUCAAUUCACUGUCCGCAAUUCUCCAAAUGGCACUGUUAUUGUUCAGGGAACUUCUCUCAGUGCGCUCUCUUCGGGUCUUCAUCGCUAUUUGACCGAUGUCGCUCAUGUGGACAUAUACUGGUUCAUUGGAAGCCGACUGGACCAGGCACCUGCUGAGCUUCCUCGCCUUCACGCGCCGAUUGUUGGUUCCAGUACUGUUCCUUGGCGCUAUCACUUUAAUACAGUAACAUUCUCUUAUACCACCGCUUUCUGGUCAUGGGAGGAGUGGGAGACAGAGCUGGACUGGAUGGCCCUGCGUGGUAUCAAUUUACCCCUUGCUUGGGUCGGCGCCGAGAAGAUCAUGGUCGAGGUAUUCCAAGAAAUCGGUCUCACCGACGCUGAGAUCGCGACUUUCCUCAGUGGACCAGCCUUUCAAGCCUGGAAUCGAUUCGGAAACAUUCAAGGAUCCUGGGGUGGUGACUUGCCCACCGAAUGGAUUGACCAGCAAUUUGCCCUUCAGAAGAAGAUUGUGCGUCGCAUGGUUGAGCUGGGAAUGACACCCGUGCUUCCUGCGUUUACAGGAUUUGUUCCUAACAACAUCAGUCGCGUAUAUCCAGAUGCGAGCGUCGUUCGCUCAUCAUCUUGGAAUGGCUUUCAAGUUCGGUACACCAACGAUUCAUUUCUGGAGCCAUUUGAUGAUCACUUCGCGACACUACAAGCUAGCUUUCUUCGCAAGCAACAAGCUGCGUAUGGGAAUGUGACCCACAUUUACACUUUGGAUCAGUACAAUGAGAUGGAUCCUUACUCGGGGAAUCUGGACUAUCUUCGCAAUGUCACCAGUACCACGUGGAAGAGCCUCAAGAAUGUUGACCCGGACGCGAUCUGGUUGAUGCAGGGCUGGUUGUUUUACAGCUCAUCGGAUUUCUGGACCGAUGAAAGGGUGAAAGCAUAUCUCUCCGGCGUUGAGGACGAUAGCGACAUGUUGAUUCUGGAUCUGUUCUCAGAGUCUGAGCCUCAAUGGCGUCGCACCGACUCCUAUUACGGGAAGCCAUGGAUUUGGUGUCAACUGCAUGACUAUGGUAGCAACAUGGGCCUUUACGGACAGAUUUCAAACAUUACCCAAAAUGCGACCCAGGCCUUGUCCGAGUCUUCAUCUAUGGUUGGUUAUGGACUCAGUCCUGAAGGCCAAGAAGGAAAUGAGAUUGUUUAUGACUUGCUCUUAGACCAGGCUUGGUCUGCGACUCCGAUGGACACAGAGAAAUACUUUCACAACUGGGUGACUAGUCGGUACACUGGCUCUAAAUCUAUUCCCCAGGGACUGUACGAUGCAUGGGAGACUAUGCGAAAGCCCGUAUAUGACAACACUGACCUCACCGACAUCGAUGCCGUGAUUAAAUCCAUUUUCGAACUUCAACCCGGCGUCGAAGGUCUUCUCGACAAGACUGGUCACCAUGGCACGAUGCUGACCUAUGACCCGUCCGUAGUGACAGAAGCAUGGCAAUCCAUGUUCCAUGCCGCCAAUGAGGAGCCAACGCUGUGGCACAAUCCAGCCUAUCAACAUGAUAUGGUGGACGUGACCCGCCAAGUGAUGGCCAAUGCCUUCAUCCCACUGUAUAGCAAUCUGAUCUCGACCUGGAACAGCUCCUCAAAAGACACCCUCACGCAAGAUGGACAGAAGCUAAUCCAACUUUUGAUCGACCUUGACUCUGUUCUCUCGACAAGUGAGAACUUCCGCCUCUCGACCUGGAUUGACUCUGCUCGAUCCUGGGCUGACAACGAAAGUCAAGCUUCCUUCUACGAGUAUAAUGCUCGCAACCAAAUCACGCUGUGGGGUCCUCGUGGAGAGAUUACCGAUUACGCCUCAAAGCAAUGGGGUGGUCUCAUUUCUUCAUACUAUAUCCCGCGCUGGAAGAUUUUCGUUGAAUAUUUACAGACAGCCACAGUAUCAGCCUAUAACGAUACUAUUCUAGGGGAUCGGCUAUUGGAUUUUGAACUUGGAUGGCAGAAGCAGAAGUGGUCGGAUGAACCUUCUAGCAUGGUAAAUGACCUAGAGCAAAUUCUGACAGAAGUGCACCAACGGUGGCAAAACGUAUUUGCGUGA
This is a messenger RNA of Penicillium odoratum, 2232 nucleotides long. RefSeq names its product alpha-N-acetylglucosaminidase. Bases 1 to 2232 code for a protein of 743 amino acids. The transcript is spliced from 2 exons. The record is from RefSeq and is a predicted model, not a curated record. NCBI's taxonomy places the organism in Eukaryota, Fungi, Ascomycota, Eurotiomycetes, Eurotiales, Aspergillaceae.